Chara braunii is the source of this 732-nucleotide messenger RNA. Lineage: Eukaryota; Viridiplantae; Streptophyta; Charophyceae; Charales; Characeae. The record is from the annotation of a GenBank genome assembly.
GUGGGACCUAGGCCCGGACGACGGCCGUGGAUGGCAAGGGAUAUCUCCCACCGGGCGCAGUGGGAUAACCUGGAGGAGGCGACGAGCAAGAGGGAGGAGGAUGGAGGCAGAGGAAGGAGGAGGAGGGAGGAGGAUGACGAGGAUGGAAGAUGGAGGCAUAGGAUGAGGGAGGGGCGAGGAGGAGGAGGACCAUGGAUGGAGGGGGGAGGAUCCAGGGUGGAGGAGGAGGAAGGAUGGAGGCAGGGCAAUGAGGGAGGAGGACAGAGGACACACACACACACAACGGAGCACGAGGAGGAGGAGGAGGCAACAAUGGACUAUGAGGAAGAGGAGGAUGCUACACUGGAGCAUGAGGAGGAGGACGACGAGGAGGAGGAGAAGGACGCAACGAUGGAGCACGAGAACAAGAAGGAUGAUGGUGCCAUUUAUCAGGAGAAAUAUACAGGUGCAACAGAGGAAAUAAAAAAUACGAUUUUGGAGCAGCAUAAGAAAAAGAUGGAGGAGAAAGGGUUAUGGAGUGCUGCAGUCAGAACGGCUAUGGAGGAAAAAGAUGGGAUAGCAAGGACACUUGUCGAGAACUUUGAAAAGAUAAAAAAAAGGGUAUGUCGUACUUUGUCCCAUGUAUCAAAUUACAGUUUUACAAACCAUUGUCAUAUCUAACUGAAUCAUAAAAUGAUAUUAAAAUCAGUAGAUUAAAAAAAGUUAUAAACUAAACAAAAUCAUUGAAAAAGG